AUGUAUCAGAGCUUCUCGGGCCCAAGGAUAGAACCUUUCGUCAUCGCCUGGAUCGUCACGGCCGUCCUUCGGCUCUGCAAGGACAUUGCGGUCGUCCCUGCAUCUUCGAAUUCUUCGGCUACCGUCACCGUUGGCUCCGGCGCAUCAUAUGAGCUUGCAACGCCCCUCACUGCUAAGAGCUCCGUCGUGCCGGUGUACCGCAACUGGGUGGGACCUCGCUCCGUCCAAGGCGACAGCGCAUGCUGGCGCGAGGCGCACGUUAUGAAGAAAUGCCCCUCGAACUACGACCGCAACGAGAAGACCAACACGUGCUGGGCCGAAUGCCCCAUUGAGUACCCGGUGGAGUGCGGCAUGGAGUGCAUCCGCCAGAACGACGACUGCGGACGCGAGGUGCUCUACAAGGUCGGCUCCGUGUUCAACGUCGGCAUCAACGGCGUCAUGGACAACUGGUUCGGCAAGUUCUCGGAAAUGGCCAAGGGCGUGCGGUCCGCCGUCAUGUGCUCCUGCAUGAUUGUGGGUGAGCUCCGGGCACUUAACCGCUACAUCCGCUCCAUUAAAGCUGCGGACCUCGAGGCGUCUCAAGACAAGAUCAUGGUGCUGCUCUAUCAGUCGAACGCUGUGGUGGUUGAACUGCCUAUUACGAUCAAGCUGUGUAUGGGCGGAAAAACAACCCGCCAAUGGUGGCUGGCGGACCGCAUCAUGGCCACUUCGCAGUUCAUUCUGUCCCAGGUUCUGGCCCACGACGACAGCCUCAUUACGAGUUGGGAGCGCUUCAAGGCCUUCAUGAAGGGAGCCAACUUCACGGCCCCGCCGGAGCAGAUCACCAAGGGCGAGAUCGGAUACCUCAAGGACGCUCUCAGGCCCAACUCGACGUGCGGCCACGACCUGCAAGGCCUCAUGGAGCGCACGUGGUCGACCGUCGAGGCCUUGAGGGAGCAAAACCCCGGCAUUACCAAGGACGAGCUGCGCGUCAAGAUCCAGGACACGGACAUCGUCAAGACGGACAUCGCCACGGUGACCAGCAACUGCAUGGAGCUACUGAUCUCCCAGUCCGACGAGAAGACGGCCUAUACCACGCGCGACAAGCUGCGCAAGACCUUCGGUGUCGUCAUCAACGACCUCAUCACAACGGGCAAGAUCGACAACGGCACGUCCUACAAGGCCAUGGAGUACGUGUACAAGGUGGUGAACCAGGGCCUCAACUUCUGGGUCGUCACGGGCUUCGACAUGAGCGGCAUCUCGAGUUUCAUCUCCGAGUACUUCCAGUCCAUCUGCGGCCCGACGCACACCAUGUCCUGGACCAAGAAGGGCGACGGCCAGGUGAUCAUCAACUUCCAGAGCACCGACACCAAGAACGUGACGGUCAACAUUAUGUCUGGAGGCGACAAGAUCGACGAAAUCGACGUCGCUGCCUGUGGGAAAGCCACGUGGAAGUCAACUGUGGAGAAGCUGGGCGGCCGGACGCUGUAUCUGGAUCGCUGGCGUCCUGGUUUCCUGGGUCUUCCUGGCACCGGAGGUGGCUCUUUGAUGCUGUGGGUCCCUCAUGCAGCUGAAGGCAUUGUCUGUUGA
Phytophthora sojae is the source of this 1569-nucleotide messenger RNA. RefSeq lists its product as hypothetical. The transcript is spliced from 3 exons. The coding region runs from base 1 to 1569 and encodes 522 amino acids. Lineage: Eukaryota; Oomycota; Peronosporomycetes; Peronosporales; Peronosporaceae. The record is from RefSeq and is a predicted model, not a curated record.